AUGUCAGAACAGCCUGUAAGGAAGAGUAGGAGGAUUUCUGCCAGUAGUGUUCCUCAAACUAGCAUGGAACAACCACUGGAAUUGGAUGUCGAGGAGAAUAUCCUUGAAGGGCAAGUUGCUGAGUUGGCUGACAGAAUGGAGAGGGUAGAGAGUCAAAUGAAGGACUCUGCUAGAAAACUUCAUGUGCUGACACUUGAAAAAUUGGUCCAGGAGCAGGGGAAGGAGUUGAAGGAACUCAAGAGAAUGAUGCUCAAACAGACCAAGGACCUUCAAGAACAGAAGGAGUUCCAGGAGAAAGAACUUCACAAGGCUCUACAGGAACAGAAGGAGGAGUUCCUAGUGAAGCUCAAGGGGGUUGAAGAAAAGUUGGAGGCCUCUACAAAGCAAACAAAGGAGGACUUCAACAUGAUUCUGGAUUUUCUUGAAACCUAG
Messenger RNA from Chenopodium quinoa (quinoa), 432 nucleotides. RefSeq lists its product as uncharacterized. NCBI's taxonomy places the organism in Eukaryota, Viridiplantae, Streptophyta, Magnoliopsida, Caryophyllales, Amaranthaceae. The coding region runs from base 1 to 432 and encodes 143 amino acids. The transcript has a single exon. The record is from RefSeq and is a predicted model, not a curated record.